AUGGCUAUCCACACGGAAGGCGUGAUUCCGCGGUCAAUCCUUACGUCAGAGAAGCCCACUGUCGAGAUCGUGGAGACUGUCAAGCCUAUUGAGCUCAAGACCGUCACCGACUUGCUUCUGAAGCGCGUGGACGAGGCACCAGAUGUCGAUGUCUUGGCCUACCCCGCUACGGCGCGCGGCAGAGACGACUAUGUCAACUACACGGCCAAGGACCUCGAUCGCUUCGCCGACGAGGCUGCGCGCAAGUAUGCCCAGGCCGGUCUUCUUCCAGAGAACCCUUCAUCAAACCAAGCAGAGGUUGUUGCCCUCCUAGCAAACUCGGACAUCAACUAUGUCGUCUCCAUGUUCGCCCUCUCGAGAAUGGGCUUCGCCGUGCUCUACCUCUCAACACGUCUCUCCCCAGAGGCCUACGCCAACCUCCUCAAGAAGACAAGCUGCAGUAGAAUCGUCAUCUCAGAGCGGUACAGCGACAUGGCGGCCCAGAUCAACGCUGAGUCACCCAUCACCACGUUCAGCAUCCUCGACAAGGCCGACUACGACCUCCCGAGCCCCUCAGGCGACCGCUUCCCCGUCUUUACGCAUCCCGACGCAGGCAAGCGCAUCUCCUUCAUCGUGCACUCGUCUGGGUCGACCGGUCUGCCCAAGCCCAUCUUCCAGACGCACGCGGCGUGUAUCUCCAACUACUCCAGCGGCAUUCCCUACCGCGCGUUCUUGACGCUGCCACUUUUCCACAACCACGGAAUCUCGACCCUGUUCCGUGCCAUUGUUGCUGGUCACAGAAUCGCCAUCUAUAACGCCAACUUGCCCCUUUCGGGAACCACGCUGGUUAAGGCCAUGAACGCCACGGAGCCUGGCAGUUUGCACUGCGUGCCCUAUGCUCUUAAGCUUCUUGCGGAGACAGAGGGAGGUAUCGAGGCGCUACAGAGACUCAAGCUUGUGCUGUACGGUGGCAGUAGUUGCCCCGAUGACUUGGGUGAUCGACUCGUUGAGGCGGGCGUGUACCUCGUCGGGCACUAUGGAGCUACCGAGAUGGGCCAGCUCAUGACCUCGUUCCGUGAGCCUGGGGACAAGUACUGGAACUACAUGCGGCCCUUGGCAUCAGCCAAGCCGUGGCUGCGCAUGAUUCCCAUCGCAGGCGACGUCCAUGAGUGCGUCGUUCUCGACGGUCUUCCCUCAAAAGUCAUGUCCAACUCGGACGACCCGGCUCCCAACUCCUACCGCACCCGCGAUACCUUUGUUCCCCAUCCCACGAUCCCAGACGCCUGGAGGUACCUCGGCCGUCUUGACGACCGUGUAACCUUGGUGAAUGGCGAGAAAGUCCUGCCCAUCCCCUACGAGAACCACAUUCGUGAGCAUGAACUGGUCCAAGAAGUCGUCGUCUUCGGCGUCGACAAAUCCAUCCCCGGUCUCGUUAUCAUCCCCAGCGAGAACGCAAAGGAUCUCUCAAAGGCCGACAUUCUUAAGACCCUAAGCCCUGUCAUCGAAGAAGCCAACGCCCGUGCCGAGGCCUUUGGCCGCGUCUCGCCAGAGAUGAUUGAAGUGGUAGACAUUGGCACAGAGUACCCCCGCACCGACAAGGGCACCGUCAUCCGCGCCGCCUUCUACAAGCAGUUCGCAGACCUCAUCGAAGACGUCUACAGGCGCUUCGAGGCGCCCAAAGACGACGUCGCCGGUGGCGAGCUCCUGACUCUCGACCUGCCCCAACUCCAAGACUACCUCCUCAACCUCUUCCGCUCGACGCUGGGCUUCUCCAAGGUCGAAAAGGAUACCGACUUCUUCGAGGCCGGCGUUGACAGUCUCCAGGCCAGCACCGCGCGCGGCCACAUCCAGCGCGGCGUCGACCUCGGCGGCAAGACUCUAGGCCAGAACGUCGUCUUUGAGUACCCCAACGUCCUCUCCUUGUCCAAGCACGUCUACGCCCUCCGCACGGGCGAAUCUGUCGACGCCGAGGACGAGAUCGAAGUGAUGAAGAAGCUCAUCGCAAAGUACUCUGACUUCUCCGAGCGCACGCCGGGCAACAUCACCCCGGAAGGCGAAACCGUCGUCCUCACAGGCGCAACGGGCUCCCUCGGCGCACAUCUUCUCGCCCAAGUCGUCCGCCAACCCUACGUGAAAGCAGUCUACUGCCUCGCGCGCGCCGACUCGCCAGAGGAAGCCGAGUCCCGCGUCCUCGCCUCCCUGACACCCAAGGGCCUCAGCCUCUCUGAAGUAGACAAGGCGAAAGUGCGCUACCUGCCGACGAAUCUCGGCCUCCCGGACCUAGGCCUCCCCGCGGAUGCCGCCGCCGAGCUCCGCAGGUCCCUGACGACGGUGAUCCACUCGGCCUGGGCCGUCAACUUCAACCUCGGCGUCGCGAGUUUCGAGGCGCAGCACAUUCGCGGCGUGCACAACCUGCUCAACUUCUGCCUCAGCACUGAAACGGUCGCGCCCGCAAGGUUGUUCUUCUGCUCGUCCAUCUCGGCGGCGGCCGGCACGCCUAUCCCCGCGAGAGUGAAGGAGACGUACGUUGAGAACCUGGAACACGCGCAGAACAUGGGUUAUGCCCGGUCCAAGGUCGUCACAGAGCACAUUGUCAAGGCUGCGGCGACCAAGACGGGUAUGACGGCGAGGGUUCUGAGAUUGGGUCAGAUUGUGGGCGACUCCGAGGGCGGCGUGUGGAAUCAGACGGAGGCUAUUCCGUUGAUGAUUCGCAGUGCAAAGGUUAUCAAGGCGUUGCCUGCCCUGGAAGAGACCCCCUCAUGGAUGCCAGCAGAUAAGAUGGCCCUCGCCGUCCAGAACCCGCACCUGUUCCACUGGACCUUCGACUUCCUGCGCGCCCUCCGCGACGCGGGGCUGGAGUUCCAGAUCGUCUCGCAGCGCGAGUGGGUGCGCCGUCUGCGCGAGUCCGACCCGGACCCGGAGCGGAACCCGACGUACAAGUUGCUGGGAUUUUUUGAGGACAAGUACGACAAUGACAGACCCGGUCGUCAGGGACUCGUGUUUGAGACGGAGCGGACGGGCCAGAGGAGCGCUGCUGUCGGGGACGGGUGGGAUGUUGUUGGGAGCGGGCUUGUUGAGAGGAUGGUUAGGUGGAUGGAGACGCAGUGGUGA
Molecule: messenger RNA, 3090 nt
Organism: Colletotrichum scovillei
Lineage: Eukaryota; Fungi; Ascomycota; Sordariomycetes; Glomerellales; Glomerellaceae
Product: male sterility protein
Exons: 5
Coding region: 1-3090 (1029 amino acids)
Source: RefSeq, a predicted model, not a curated record